AUGCGACCAUAUCCUGGGAAGGAGUUGUCCAACGAGAGGAGAAUAUUUAAUUAUCGUCCUUCAAGGGCACGUAGAGUUAUUGAGAAUUCUUUCGGUAUAAUCGCUCAAAGAUUCAGCUUGCUUCGUAGCCCAAUUCCGGCGACGUCGCAGAACGUGAUGAAUUAUGUUAAAGCGUGCAUCGCCCUGCAUAAUUUUCUACGUACUCAAGAUCUCUCGGCGUCGAAUGAUGCACAGUAUAUUCCUCACGGAUAUGCAGAUGUCGGUGAUGAAAACAAUGGGGAGUGGCGGCAAGGAGAAGCAUCGCUAGCUUUAAGAAAUAUUAACAGAAUGGGUUCCAACAAUACCAAAUCAGCCGCUAAAGAAAUGAGAGAAAUUCUCACAAACUACUUUGUAAAUGAGAGUAGUGUUCCAUUGCAGAGAACAAUUGUAGGUUUGGAGUAA
Folsomia candida is the source of this 441-nucleotide messenger RNA. RefSeq lists its product as uncharacterized. The record is from RefSeq and is a predicted model, not a curated record. The coding region runs from base 1 to 441 and encodes 146 amino acids. The transcript is spliced from 2 exons. Lineage: Eukaryota; Metazoa; Arthropoda; Collembola; Entomobryomorpha; Isotomidae.